This is a messenger RNA of Cylicocyclus nassatus, 548 nucleotides long. NCBI's taxonomy places the organism in Eukaryota, Metazoa, Nematoda, Chromadorea, Rhabditida, Strongylidae. The record is from the annotation of a GenBank genome assembly.
UAGUAUGAAUGAUUGUAUUUUUAGCCUUCUGAGCGCUUGUCCUCUGUGGAGCUAAGGCAAUUUGCAACUUGCACUCGAGAUGGCUUUGAACCAAGAAAUGGCUUGCGUUUAUGCCGCGCUCAUCCUUCAAGAUGAUGAAGUCGCUAUCACUGGAGAUAAGAUCGCCACACUCCUCAAAGCCGCUCACGUCGAAUUUGAACCUUUCUGGCCAGGACUGUUCGCCAAGGCUGUUGAAGGAGUCGACAUCAAGAAUCUGAUCACCUCCGUUUCUUCUGGAGCUGGAUCAGCCCCCGCUGCCCCAGCAGCCGGUGGUGCAGCAGCCCCUGCUGGUGGCGCUGCUCCUGCUGCCCCUGCCGCAGAGACCAAGAAGAAGGAGGAGCCCAAGGAAGAGUCCGAUGACGAUAUGGGAUUCGGUCUGUUCGACUGAACAACUUUCAAUUGUUGUCUGUUGUUGAUAAAGUUGUUAUCACUUCAUUUAUUGGCAAACAAGUAUAACCCGCAUAAGGAUUUUGACUGAAUUUUUGAAAUCACAAAUCUAGUGGUUGUAG